AUGGGAAAGGCUGAGUUCGGAACGGCUAAAUAUGUGGCCAAUAAAAUGAAGGCAAAGGGCCUUUCAAAGCUGAAAUUCUACUGCCAAAUCUGCGAGAAGCAGUGCAGAGACGACAACGGCUUCAAAUGUCAUAUUGAGUCGCCGUCGCACCUGCGAAAGGUCAAGGAGCUUGCUCAGGAUCCAAUGAAACGGAGAAACAUGAUCGAAGAUUAUUCCAAGCAAUUCCAGAAUGAUUUUGUGAGACUGCUCAAGAUGUCUCACGGCGAGAAGGAGAUAGGUGCGAACAGGUUUUACCAAGAAUAUAUUGGGAACAAAGAACACAUACAUAUGAAUUCCACGAAGUGGAAGGCGCUGAGCCAGUUUGUGAAGCAUUUGGGCGAUUCGGGCAUCUGUACCGUGAUAGAACAUGGAAAGGAAGAGACUGAUUUGGACGAGAAUGAGGAAGAAGACGAAGAAGAAGAGGAAGAGCUAAGUGGAGAAAAGUUCACUAUAGCGUACAUAGACAAGUCGUCUGAGGCCAUACGAAGAAAAGAAUUGGGGAAACAGAAACAAUCGGUGAAGACGGAUGAGGAAUCGAGCCUUGCCAGGUUACAAGAGCAGAUCAACAGGGCAAAGAGAAAUCAUGUGGAGGAAGAAGAGGAAAAGUCUGUUAAUAAAAGGCUCAGGGAUGCGAAUCACGAGCCAAUCAAGCUGUCUAUAUCUAAAGUUUCGGAUCCUCCAAGGACGAUCAUGAAGUGUGGCAUGAGGAUCAAGCCAGACUUCGGGGCUUUCAAGAUAGCCAAACCGGAUUCAAACAAGCUUGGAUUUAAAAAGGCGGAUGUGUUCAAGAAGGAGAAUCGAGAGGCAAAGAUAAAGGUUAAUGCAGGAGACAAAAAAUGA
Kuraishia capsulata CBS 1993 is the source of this 879-nucleotide messenger RNA. RefSeq lists its product as uncharacterized. Gene Ontology annotation, biological process: DNA damage response; DNA replication. Gene Ontology annotation, cellular component: nucleus. The transcript has a single exon. NCBI's taxonomy places the organism in Eukaryota, Fungi, Ascomycota, Pichiomycetes, Pichiales, Pichiaceae. Gene Ontology annotation, molecular function: double-stranded DNA binding. The coding region runs from base 1 to 879 and encodes 292 amino acids. The record is from RefSeq and is a predicted model, not a curated record.